Molecule: messenger RNA, 2433 nt
Organism: Cuscuta epithymum
Lineage: Eukaryota; Viridiplantae; Streptophyta; Magnoliopsida; Solanales; Convolvulaceae
Source: the annotation of a GenBank genome assembly
GCCCGUACUAAAAACUGUGAUUACAUGGCACAUGGCCCGCCCAGAAGCUCAAUCACUAAAAAAGAAAAGAUAGAAACCAGCAGUUUCCGACUCUCCUCUUCCUCUUGACAGUCGCGAUGAGGGACUAGCUGCACUGCCUGCACAGAUGCUACUAACCCACGGCACCUCCCCUAGCCGUUUCCGAUUUCCUCUGCGGUCCGCAGAUUAGUGGGAAAUCCGCCGAACCAGAUCUGCUUCUGUAUCUUCGCGUGCCCAUUUGUCAUACUGUGUACAUCUUCUCAAUGAAGCUACCAGUUGAAUGGGUGGGAAAUCAACCAAUGAAUUCAGUUAUUCAGGAGCUUCAAGGCUACAAAAAUAUGAGUGGAACAUCUUCUUAAUGAACUUUCGAGUUGCAUGGGUGGAAAAUCAACCAACAAAUUCAGGAGCUUCAAGGCUACAAAAAUAUGAGUUUAAAAAUGAGAGCCUUAAGCACUGGCAGUGGUCUCGCUCAUUCAAUUAAGAGAAACAGAAGCAGUCUAAUUUCUACGGUCAUUCGAGUAGUCUACCCCUUUCGUUGUCCAGCCUUGUCAACCAUGUCAAGAGAGGAUGAUCCCAAACUGAAGGAAAUGAUGGAUUUCAUAGACAACCUCAAGAACUAUGAGAAAUUAGGCGUACCCAAAGGCGCAGGAACAGAUUCUGAGGAUGGGUUCGAUCUGGGUAGAAUGAGGCGCCUAAUGGAGCUUCUGGGUAACCCUCAUUUCACAUUCAAGGCUGUUCAUAUUGCGGGUACUAAAGGAAAAGGAUCAACUUCUGCAUUUCUCUCCAGCAUAUUAAGAGCAGAAGGCUACUCUGUAGGUUGCUAUACUAGUCCACAUAUAAAAACUAUUAGGGAACGUAUAACCUUGGGAAGACAUGGCGCGCCAGUAUCUGCAGAGGUAUUGAGUCAUCACUUCCAAAGGGUGAGGAGAGACCUUGAGAGAGCAGUGGAACUUGAAAAUGGACGUCUUAGUCAUUUUGAGAUUUUCACCGGUAUUGCUUUCAGCCUAUUUUCUCAAGAGAAUAUAGAAAUUGCAGUCGUGGAGGCUGGAUUGGGUGGUGCAAGAGACGCUACUAAUGUAAUUAGCGCCUCUAAUCUUGCGGCAUCAAUCAUAACGACAAUUGGCGAGGAACACCUGGAUGCUUUAGGGGGUUCUUUAGAAAGUAUUGCACUUUCAAAAGCUGGAAUAGUCAAAGGUGGCCAUCCAGUUAGUUAGUUCUAGGUGGCCCAUUCCUUCCACACAUUGAGCGAAUUCUCCGUGAUAAAGCGGAAUGUGUUUCUUCACCUGUGGUUUCGGCUUCUGAUGGGGGAAAUAAGAGUUCUCUCAAAGGCUUCCAUCAAAUAUGUGGCAUACCACACCAAGUUUGUGAUGUUUUGCUUCAGAUUGAUAGAGACCUUUUGCUGUCAAUAGCAUUAUUUGAUGUGAGGCUACGCAUGCUUGGGUCCCACCAGCUUAGGAAUGCAGCAACAGCUGUAUGUGCAGCGCUAUGCCUUCGUAAUAAAGGAUGGAGGUUGUCUGAUGCAUCUAUUCAUGCUGGUCUAGAAAGUGCAGUUUUGCCGGGCAGAACUCAACUUUUAACUACAAAAGAAACUGAAAGGCUAGGACUACCUCCUCAUAUAAAUAUAAUGCUAGACGGAGAUCCUAAAGGUACUAUAACUUAAAGGCUUGUAAGUUCAGAUCAUAAAUGAUUUUCAGCACAUACGAAGGAAUCAGCCAGAUCAUUGGCUGAGACAGUGAAGUUGUUAUUUCCAAAAGGGAGAUUAAUUCUGGUAGUGGCUAUGGCAAGCGACAAAGAUCAUCUUGGGUUUGCAAGAGAGUUAAUUUCAGUGAAUUGUUUGGAAGCUGUAUUUUUUACGGAAAUUAGCAUCGCUGGGGACAAAUCUCGAACCACUUCAGCAUCUUAUCUGAAAGAAGUUUGGAUGAAAGCUUCACAGGAAAUGGGUAUUAACGUUCUCGAUCACAGAGAUGCAGAAUGCAAUUUUUCCAAGGGUCAGUCUACACAUUCUGGAAAGGCAAGAGAAGUAAUACUUGCUGAGAAGCCAUUAAUGGCAGCUGUAAGAGUUGGAUCUCAGAAUCUGAAUGAAAGUGAGGGAAACCCUUCCAGGGUUGUGUUAGUGACGGGGUCUUUGCAUAUAGUUUCUGUUCUAUUAGGUUAUCUCCCAGAAUAAACUUUGAUAAACAAAAGUUAAAAGGAGUGAGGAAGGUUGAAAUUUGUGGUGUUUGGUCCGAGUAAUGUCUUUCUUUUGCUCAUAUACAUUUCAUGGCCUUCUUUAAUGCUGUUUUAGAUUUUGUGAGAUAUAAAUGCCAGUUUGGGGACCCCUCAUAUUAACUUCAUUGUUUUAGAAUUUUGUCCCCCACUCUCAUUAAUGUUAUUAUCUAGAUGAUUCAGAUACGGAGUAAUGACAUAUUUGGCAUU